Molecule: messenger RNA, 980 nt
Organism: Cucumis sativus (cucumber)
Lineage: Eukaryota; Viridiplantae; Streptophyta; Magnoliopsida; Cucurbitales; Cucurbitaceae
Product: protein C2-DOMAIN ABA-RELATED 10
Exons: 3
Coding region: 6-689 (227 amino acids)
Source: RefSeq, a predicted model, not a curated record
UGAAUAUGUCAACAUUCUUACAUCAACAAUGUUACUUGCAAUUAAAUUUUAAUAAUCAAACAAAAAUCAGCAACUUCUUCUUCCUCGAUUCCUUUUUCUUAUAUAUUUCUCAUCUCCAUAAAUUCAACCAUCAAAUUCAAGAUUAUGCCAACACUUUCGAAAUGAACAACGAUAAUCGUAGUGGACUUCUUCGAAUUCGCCUCCUCCGAGGCCACAAUCUCGCCAUUCGCGAUGCUCCAACUCGUAGCAGCGAUCCCUACGUCGUCAUCACCUCCGCUAACCAGAAAUUCAAAUCACGCGUGGUGAAAAAAAAUUGCAAUCCAGAAUGGAACGAGGAAUUCACACUUUCGGUUACCGAUGUCAACACACCAAUCAAAUUAGCAGUGUUUGACAAAGAUAGAUUCACGAAAGACGAUGGAAUGGGGGAUGCAGAGAUCGACAUAAAACCAUACAUGGAAUGUUUGAAUAUGGGAUUAGAGAAUCUACCAAAUGGUUGUGUAGUGAAAAGGGUUCAACCAAGCAGAUCAAACAGCCUUGCAGAUGAAAGCCCUUGUGUUUGGAAUGACGGGAAGAUCGUUCAAGAUAUGACUCUUAGAUUGCAGAAUGUUGAAUGUGGUGAAAUCAUGAUUCAACUUCAAUUGUUCAAUGUUUCUAUUUUCAGAGGCCGAAGAACCUACUCUUUAGCAUGAACAAACUCUGCCCCUCAACUGCCUUGCUUUUGAUUUUACUUCGUCGUUGUUUGCCGUGGGUGUCUCUUCAUUCUGCUUCUUUCUUCUCUGUUUUCUUAUCAACUCCAACUUCAGAAUUUAACCAUUUGAUUGGCUUGUAAAUGUAGAUUGUCAUUUUGUUGAUAUAAUAUUUGUGAAAUUGUAUUGUACUAUUGUUUGGGUACUUAGAACACAUUAUUGUUUUUUGACCCCUCAAGAUUGUUCGUUUAUUUGAAUGCUUUUGUUGAGGUAUUUAUUUCUUUUCUUGUUAUA